Messenger RNA from Hypomesus transpacificus, 1901 nucleotides. It is a transcript of the gene edn2, whose product is annotated as endothelin 2. The record is from RefSeq and is a predicted model, not a curated record. Gene Ontology annotation, molecular function: hormone activity; endothelin B receptor binding. Gene Ontology annotation, biological process: regulation of systemic arterial blood pressure by endothelin; intracellular calcium ion homeostasis; vein smooth muscle contraction. Lineage: Eukaryota; Metazoa; Chordata; Actinopteri; Osmeriformes; Osmeridae. Gene Ontology annotation, cellular component: extracellular region. The transcript has 5 exons. The coding region runs from base 147 to 659 and encodes 170 amino acids.
AGGCAGACUGCUCAGCACAAAGCACCUGUUGCCUCUCUGUCCGACUAUACCCGUCAAUCCGGACUGUACAGAUUCUACUGCACCCUCUGUGUGUGUGAAAAACCUGCUCUUGGAUAUUAGCCUGUCAUCAUACAAGGAGACUGAUCAUGGCUCUUUCUCUGUUCAGAAUGCUGACUGUCACUCUCACACUAUGUGUGGUCUUACAAGAGGGUAUUGGGCUGCCUUUAUCGGGUCAGUCUGAGUCUCCGGCCAAGUCUGCCCCACACCGUGUCAGAACCAAGCGCUGCUCCUGCAGCAACUGGAUGGACACAGAAUGUGUCUACUUCUGUCACCUGGAUAUAAUCUGGGUCAAUACUCCCAGUAAGAUCGCCCCCUAUGGUUUGGGAAGCCCCCUGUCUCGGCGCCGGCGCUCCGCCACUCGCUGUGAGUGCGCCCACCCUGACGACAAGACCUGCUCAGGGUUCUGCCACGACAGCUCUGAGAAUUCCAGCAUUUUGAAGGUCAGCCCUUUCGAAGAGAUGGGUGCCCGCUCAGACGUUAGCCACAAAACCUUUCUGACCUCCCUCAGAAAUGUGGUCAAAGCCAAUAUGACUGCUGCACGUCUGCCAGCUUCCUCAAGGAAGAAAUCCUCCAGAGCCAACAGACCCCACAUCAUGUAGAGGAGGAGCUGGAUGGAGGCGAGCAUGGAACAAAAUGACAGACUGUUCAUGGGGUCUGGUCUGGCCUGGUCUGGUCUGGUCUGGUCUGGUCUGGCCUGGCCUGGUCCUGCCUACCUGCCAGCCUGCUCCCUGGUCUGGUCUGGUACGGACUGGACAUCUGGACCUAAGCGGAGAAGGGCGUAAGGAUCUAAUCCUUGCAAGUGCCUGUGGAUAUUGAGCUCUAGACUGGGAGGGUGAUGACUAUUCUAAUUAAACGUGUGCAUGGCUUGUUAAGAGCCCUAAACAGUGGACCCCAACCAGUUCUCUGAGACUCUGCUGGACUGUUUAGGAAGGACUUUUAGUCCCACAUGCAGAAGAGUGUUCUGGGUGUAGAGCUCAUCGCCUAGCCUACUCUGAAUCAUCAUGUACAGACUGAUACAUUUAGCAAUAUUUUAUCCUUUUUUUUCUCUGUAUCAGAGGUUAAGUUUAUUGGUCUUCAGCAAAAAAUAUACUUGAAACUAUAAGAUCAGAUGUCACUAUGUUUGAGCUGGUCCAUGCAUCACUUAAAUAUAAUGAAGGGCAGAUCCUAAAAGAUCUUAUUUGUAAUACUCAUUUCAGCUAGGCUUUAUCCAUAAAUAUAUGUGGACCACACACAUACACACACACGCACACACAUGCAAACACACACACACAAUCUUACUGACACAAAAGAAAAGCAGGUCUAUUGUGAUGGCGGAAGUAUUUAUUGCGUAGCUACUGUUUAAUGUUUUGAUUGUAGAUAAGCCAGCAGGUUUCAAUAGCAUGAGCCCUGCCAAAAAUGCAGUAAUUGUUUUUUUCUCUCAACAAAAUGUCCUUUUAAUGCCUUAGUAACUACCCAUUGGGAAAUCAUGACAAUGUUACAAACCUCCAAAGGAAUUUGUUUAUUUACAAGCUGGGAUUGACAUCCCUCAAUCUUUGACCAAUAUGUGGCCUCAUAUGUGUCAGUGAACUGUUGAAGUUUUACUCAUGUUCAAUAUUCCAGUGCUGUAUUUAUUUGGGGGAUUUAGGUUUAUAAAAAUGCUGUAAUGUGUCCUCCGUAUAUGAAUGUUUACCAGUCAAAGACACUCGAAGAAAAAAAGAAAAAGUUUACCUUCACAUUCAGUUGCUCUGAAAAGAAACUAUAGAGAUGGUAUCAUUUUAAUUUAUUUAUUUAACUUAUUUGUAUGUAUAUAUAUAUAUAUAUAUAUAUAUAUAUUUAUUGUUGCGAGUUACUUCAUUAUUGUG